This is a messenger RNA of Tuber melanosporum (Perigord truffle), 1496 nucleotides long. RefSeq lists its product as uncharacterized. Gene Ontology annotation, biological process: endonucleolytic cleavage in ITS1 to separate SSU-rRNA from 5.8S rRNA and LSU-rRNA from tricistronic rRNA transcript (SSU-rRNA, 5.8S rRNA, LSU-rRNA); endonucleolytic cleavage to generate mature 5'-end of SSU-rRNA from (SSU-rRNA, 5.8S rRNA, LSU-rRNA); ribosomal small subunit export from nucleus. The transcript is spliced from 5 exons. The record is from RefSeq and is a predicted model, not a curated record. Gene Ontology annotation, molecular function: RNA binding. Gene Ontology annotation, cellular component: nucleolus; 90S preribosome; preribosome, small subunit precursor. The annotation marks the transcript as partial. Lineage: Eukaryota; Fungi; Ascomycota; Pezizomycetes; Pezizales; Tuberaceae.
AUGCCCGUUUCCACGUGCCCGCUAAAACAGGAUGAGAAACAAUGCCGAGUGAGAGCUAAUGAUGUGCCAAGCCUCGCUUGCAUUAGCGCAAUGCGGCUCAACAAGCAAACAAUCAUCCCACCACAAAUUUCGUUUGCAAACUUCAAGAAAACAAACCCACCAACAGAACGAACCAGCACCCCCGAAAACAUGCCGAAAGAAGCCAAAAAGCGCGGCCGUCGUGCGGAAAUGAAGCGGAAGGAAGCAGCGAAGAAGGAGCAGCCCGAAAAUACACCGCAAGUCGUUGCACUAGCGAAGGAGGCAGGACAUUUCUAUGGCGUGUACGAUGGCGGGGAGGUCGGGGGUGAGGAGGAUACUCAUUUUUAUGGAUUGCUCACCGAGGACGAAUCGGAGUACUUCCGGAAAGCGGACGAAAUUUUGGAAUUGAACCAGUUUGGGGGUGAGAAUGAAAGAGCCCUAUUCAUUGCAAACGUUUGGAAAGAGGCCGACGGAAAGGAGCUCAAGAUUGCCAAUAGCCAAGGGUGCUCUAGGCUACUAGAGAAACUGAUACUGAUGUCUUCGCCGAGUCAAUUGAGAUCUCUUUGGCAAAAAUUCACUGGACAUUUCUUGAACCUAGCGCAGCAUCGGUUUGCAUCGCAUUGCUGCGAGAUGUUGUUCCAACGGUCAGUGGGGAUUGCCUCAAAAGAGACGCAAGAUGAUUAUGUCGAUGACACGGCAACAGACGUGUUCUUUGCCAGUAUGGAGAGUUCGUUCUUGUGCAUGCUUAGCGAGCUCGAGCCGCAACUCAAACACUUAUGCACUGAUAGGUUUGCUUCACACAUCGUCCGAGGGUUACUACUUUUGCUAUCGGGACAACCAGUUUCGUCGUCGGAUUUGGUACAGAGCAGGAAAAAGGAAAGGAUCACUCUGUCAGCUGGUGUUGCUCCUAUCCCAGAACCAGCAGAAAAGAUACCCGUGCCACAGUCAUUCCACGAUGCUGUAGGAAAAAUUCUUGCCGCCACGGCCGGGAGCAUGUCAACGGAGGAAAUCCGGUCGAUGGCAGUCCAUCAAAUUGGCGGUCCAACGCUACAAGUCCUGAUGCAACUAGAAAUGGGCCGCAGUAGGAAGGAUCGAAAGACAAAGGGAGCAUCAAAAGAGGGCACCCUCCUAGGGAAGCUCACGGGAAUAAGUACUGAGGACGAGAAAUCUGGCGAAUCGGAGUCUUCAUCGUUCUUUAAUAAUUUACUCUACGACCCCGUAGGCUCACAUCUUGCAGAGAAAAUAGUGGUCUGUGCGCCGAAAAAAGUGUUCAAUAAAUUGUACAACGCCUUCUUCAAAGGAAGGAUAGGAAGUCUUGCCAGGAACGAAACUGCGGGGUUCGCUGUCCAGAGGAUUUUGGAGAGGCUUGAGAAACAUAUGCUUGAAGAGGCCUUGGGGGAGAUAUUACCGCAGGUUAAGGGAUUGAUCGAGAGGUCGCAGGUUGCUGUCGUGAAGGCUUUGAUAGACUGCUGUGCGAA